AUGAUCAUCACGCGCAAAAGCUCUCUUCAACUUCUCCAUGUUUUUCUCCUUGUGGUAUUACCAUACUUGAACCUUGCACUCUCCACCUUGGGAUCAAGAGUUGGAGAUCAUGCUGAAAUAAUCAGGUGCAUAGAGAGGGAGAGACAAGCUCUCCUCAAGUUCAAGCAAGAUCUUAUCGACGAUUAUGGUCGUCUCUCUUCUUGGGGGAGUACUAAAGACUGUUGCAAAUGGGAAGGGGUCCACUGCAGCAACCACAAUACUACUACAAGUCACGUCACCAUGCUCGAUCUUCGUGGUGAUCUGGGAGGUAAGAUUAGCCCUUCAUUGCUUGAAUUACACCAUUUGAGGUACUUGGACCUUAGUGAGAAUGACUUUUCUGGCCCAAUUCCUCAUCAGUUUAGCAACCUUUCCAACUUGAGGCACCUUGCUCUCUGCGGGAAUUUUAUGCUGAAUAGCCAAAACCUUGAGUGGCUUUCUCAUCUUUCUUUACUAAGUCACCUUGACCUUUAUGGGGUUUCACUCAGUAAAGCAACUGGUUGGGCUCAAUCCAUCAGCAAUCUCCCUCUCCUCAAAGUGUUGUACUUGUUUGAUUGUUCCCUUCCUAAUGUCACUCAUUCAUCCUCGAUCCGUUCUAACUAUUCUAUGUCCCUAUCCUUCAUUGAUCUUUCUUACAAUAGUCUAUCUUCUUCGAUAUUCAAUUGGUUGCUAAACUUUAGUAGCAGCCUUGUUGAUAUCAACCUCGCAAGGAACGAGUUAAAAGUUAAUAAUCUAACGGAAGAGCUUCACAAGUUUCUGGAAAAGUUGUCUGGGGCAAAGAAUUCAUUAGAGAGUUUGGUUUUAAUUGACAACCGACUUCAAGGCCCAUUGCCUGAUUUCACUAGAUUUUCUCUGUUGGGAGAAUUGAACCUUUGCAUAAUCUCUAAAGCCCACUUCUCCAAUCUCUUCAGUUUGUCCGAUUUGGGCUUCUCUUAUAAUGCACUUACUAUUAAUUUCAGUUUUGAUUGGAUUGACGGCUUGUUGCCGGAUCUUUCUUUAAGUUUUCAGGAUAUUCCAGGAAUAGGAAUAGGAAUAGGAAUAGGAAUAGAUUUAAGUUAUAAUCUUCUUACUGGUCCAAUACCACUAGUUCCUCAGAGUGUAUCAUCUUUGAAUCUCUCCAAGAAUAAGUUUAGAGGCUCGCUUUCUUUCUUAUGCGCAAUAACUGGAGAGUGGCUCAAAUAUCUUGAUCUUUCAAAUAAUGGACUAUCAGGAGAGCUUCCAUAUUGUUUGUCCCGCUUCAAAAGAGUAUCUAUCAUUAGCUUGGCAACCAAUAAUUUGUACGGGGAAAUUCCGAGCUCCAUUGGCUCGCUAAGUCAAAUUCAAACAUUGAACUUGCGCAAUAACAAUUUGUCCGGGGAAGUGCCUUCUUCUCUUAAGAGAUGCACAAUGCUGGGUAUUAUUGACUUCAGAGGAAAUAGAUUCACAGGAAAAGUACCAACAUGGUUGGGGACACACCUAACAAGUUUGCUUGUCCUUAUUCUUCGAUCCAAUGAGACUAACAAUUAUGACCCAUUUGUCUAUUACUCUCUGUUUGAUAUACAUUUUGGAACCAAUCAGUGGGACUCAACUUUAAAAUUCAAUUUGCCAUGGAGGACGGUUGUUGAUGAAGCAGCUUUGAUGACAGCUCCGACCUAG
Molecule: messenger RNA, 1671 nt
Organism: Rhododendron vialii
Lineage: Eukaryota; Viridiplantae; Streptophyta; Magnoliopsida; Ericales; Ericaceae
Product: receptor-like protein EIX2
Exons: 6
Coding region: 1-1671 (556 amino acids)
Molecular function (GO): protein binding
Source: RefSeq, a predicted model, not a curated record